Arachis ipaensis is the source of this 9862-nucleotide messenger RNA. The record is from RefSeq and is a predicted model, not a curated record. NCBI's taxonomy places the organism in Eukaryota, Viridiplantae, Streptophyta, Magnoliopsida, Fabales, Fabaceae.
UCUCUAACAUAUUUUUAAUAUAACAUUUAUUAAAAUACAUUAUAUAGUAUAAAUAAUCUACCUCUUUGCGCAUUGCGCGAGUCUCACUCUAAUUUUCAGGUAAUAAUCAAUCAAGGCAUUAAGCUGGAUUUGAUCACAUACAAUGUGCUAAUCAAUGGCUUUUGCAAGAUCUGCGAUUUAAAGGAAGUUAGGAAACUUGUGGAUGAGAUGAGUGAGAGAGGUUUAAAAUAUGACAAAAUCAUGUUCAUAACACUAAUAGAUGGAUGUUGCAAAGAUGGGGGACAUGAAAUUUGUAUCGUAGAUCCAGAAGAAAAUGAUUGAAAGGGAUUGAACUUGAUGAGGUAGCUUUUACUAACCUCAUAUUAGGAGUUUGUAGAGAAAAAGAAAGAGAAGGAGGAGCAAGGAACUGAGGUUGCCGCCAACCAAGGCCAGCAACCAGUGCAGCAAAUAUAAUAACUUGUUGAAUUUUAGGGAUAUUUGUCCUACUUUAUGUGUCUAUGUUUAAAUUAGUUAGGAGUUUAAGUUUCUCCUAAAAAUUUUUUUAGGAGUUUAAUUGUCCUAUUUUACUACAGCGUAUUGCUGACACAGCAAGGAACGUUUUGUUCCUUGGAAUAGUUUGUUGACACAUUAUCAGCUAAUGUGACACGUAGGCAAAAUCCGUUAGCUCUAGACGGAGACAUUAACGGAGGGAGUAAAAUGUUUGAUGGAGUUAAUUGUUAGGGGUCGCAAUAUCAUUUUCCAAUCGAUGAGGGUCGGGAUGAGAUUUAGCGAAAUAGUUAGGAGCCGGAGUGAAGUUUUACUCUAAAAAAAUCAUCCAAAACUUAAGAAAAAACAUCUAAAUGAUAUAAAAAAGACACAUCCGAAAUCAAGGAGACAGAAACAUCCUAAACUAGAAAAAAGAACAAAACAAGACAUUUAACAUUAUUGAAAAAAGAACGUCUGAAAGCUAAGAAAUUUUUUUUAAAAUUAUUUAAAAAAUAUUCCAAAAUUAAAAAAAAAAACAUAAAAAUUAUAUAUAAAAGACACACCCAAGACCUGAGUGACAAAAACAUCCUAAAUUAGAAAAAAAAAAUCAUCCAACACCUACAAGAAGAAGAAGAAGUAUCACGUGUGGCAUAAUCGCUGUAGUCUCUCGUGCGUCGUCAACUGUGGAGGACGCACUGCUUCUGCCGUGGCACGACGGCUGCUCCGAGUGGAGGAGAUAGCAAAUGGCGUCGCAGUGAGAGAAGGAGUUGCUGGGGUGCGUGGCGUCGUGUGGCAUCGUGUUUUCUGGAGCGCAAUAUUGAGGGACACAACGUCGUAUUUUUGGAGGAAAAAACUAUUUUUGAAAUUUAAUACUAGAUUUUUAAAAAAAUUAGCUGCUAGCUAACCAAAUUGACUUACCUACUUUUUCUCUUAAACAAACUGUGAUUAUGUAGUUUUGAUAAUUUAACUGUGGGAAUUGUUUCCUUUACUUCUUUUUAAUUGAUUGAAUUAAAAUGAUGACAUAGACCGUAAGUGAUGACUCAAAAAUAAAAAUAAAACUCAACAUCAAAUGCUAUCUAUGAUCAAGAAGCAACUAAAGAAAGAGAAGUUUUUUCUUUUUUUUUAAAAAAAAAAAAGAUAAGAUAAAAUGAGUUGUUAAAAGUGUUACUCUACCAACUUUAUGGGGACAGCAACUUCUGUGAUUUUAGCCAUCAAAUAGCCAUCAAUAAUUAUUUUAAUGGUGGGAGAUUUCAUCCAAUGGCUCACUUUUCUUUACUGAUUACAUGCUGGCCAUAAUUUAAUAAAGUUGCUGUUAGGAGAAGUUUGAACUCUUGAAUCAAAAGGAUCAAUGGAUAUUCUCAUUUCAGUUGCUGCAAAAAUAGCUGAGUACACUGUAGCACCUAUUGGAAGGCAAGUUGGUUAUCUAAUUUUCUACAAAGCCAAAUUUAAAGAGCUAAGGGACCGUGUCAGUGAUCUUGAAUACAAAAGAGACGAAAUCAAGCAACGUGUUGAAGAAGAAAGAAGGAAUGGGAAAACAACUUCUGAUGUUGUGCAGAAUUGGUUGAAGAAUGUGGAUGAAGCCAUUGGAGACGUAACUCAACUUCAAAAUGAUCCUAGUCAUGCAAAGGCUGGAUGUUCUAGGUGGUCAUUUCCUAAUGUGGUGACACGCCAUCAACUCAGUAGAAAAGCUACAAAAGUUGCCAAAAAAGUUGUUGAAGUACGGGGAGAAGGGGACUUUUCCCAGGUAGCUUACCGUCCUAAACUUGAUGCAGUGUCAGCAUUUACUACAAGGAGUAGUCAAAACUUGGAGUCAAGGAAACUAAUUAUGGAGAAUAUCAUGCAUGCUCUAAGAGACCCCAAAGUAAGCAUGGUUGGAGUCUACGGGCUUGGUGGUGUUGGUAAGACCACUCUCGUUGAAGAAGUUUAUCAAAUAGCUAAGGAAAACCAGUUGUUUGAUGAGGUGGUUAUGGCCACCAUUUCCAAAACACCAGACAUCAAAACCGUUCAAGAGGAGAUUGCUGAUCAGUUGGGUCUUCGUUUUGAAGAGGUAACUGUUGCUGGUAGAGCACCUCGCCUAUACGAGAGAAUCAAAAAGGAGAAAACCAUCCUUCUCAUACUGGAUGAUCUUUGGGAAGCCCUUGACUUGAAGAAAGUAGGCAUUUCCUCUGAUGGUGAACAUAAUGGCUGCAAAUUAUUGAUGACUUCUAGAACCUUAGAUUUGCUACGACAGAUGGGAGUCAAAGAACAUUUUAGACUAGAAGUUUUAAAUGAAGAAGAAUCGUGGAGCUUGUUCCAAUCUAGGGCUAAUAAUUUAGACAAAGAACCCGACAAGCAUCAAAUUGCAUUCCAGGUGGCAAAAAAGUGUGCAGGAUUGCCUAUUCUCAUAGUUACUAUGGCGCGCUCAUUGAUAGAUCAAAACAUUCAUGCGUGGAAAGAUGCUUUGAGCCAAUUAGAAAAGGUUGAUAAUGAAGAGUUGCAGGAGAUAACUUAUUCAGCUUUGGAGUUAAGUUACAAAAGGCUAAAAGGCAAUGAAAUGAAAGCUUUUUUCUUGCUCUGUGCAACAAUUGGUAAAAAGCCUUUUGUUGAUGACCUAUUCAAAUAUGGAAUGGGUCUAGGUAUAUUCAACAGAACAAAUACAAUGGAAGGUGCCAGAAAUAGGCUUCACAACAUGAUAAGUGCAUUAAAGGCAUCUUGUUUGUUGUUAGAAGAUGACAAAAGCACAACAAGGGUCAAAAUGCAUGAUGAUGUUCGUGAAGUGGCUAUCUCCAUCGCUUAUAGGGAUUAUCACAUAUUAGCCAAGUACGGAGAUAAGUUGAGGGAAUUUCCCAAAAUGGAUAUUCUUAGCAACUGCUCCCAGAUCAUUCUGCACAAUGGUGGUUUUCGCCAGCUUCCUGAAAAGUUAGAUGGUCAUAAUCUAAAAUUUUUCCACUUGCGUCAUUUUGACCUAUCUCUGGAAAUCCCUAAUUUCUUUUUUGCGGAAACAAAAUUCCUUCAAGUUUUAGAUUUAACAGGCUUGAACUUGACUUCACUGCCCACUUCUUUUCUUUUCUUAACUAAUCUUAAAACUUUGUGUUUGGAUCAUUGUGUUCUGGAAAGUAUUGAUGCAGUAGGAGCUUUAAAAAAUUUAGAAAUACUGAGUCUCUUAAAGUCAUCGAUGAUAAAACUUUCAAGCGAAAUAGGAAAAUUGAGUCAUUUAAGAAUGCUCGAUUUGAGUCAUUCAGGGAUUGAAAUCAUCCCAGCAGGCGUCAUAUCAAGCUUGAUCAAAUUGGAGGAGUUGUACAUGGGCAAUACCUCCAUUAAGUGGAAGAUUGAGAAUUCAGACAAUCAAGAUGAAAAUGCCAGCCUUGAUGAACUUCGUCAGUUGUCAAACCUAACAACUCUAGAGCUACAGAUACAAGAGGCAUGGAUGUUGCCAAGAGACUUGAUGUUUGAUAAAUUAGAAAGGUUCAAAAUUGUUAUUGGAGACGUUUGGGAAUGGGCUGAUAUUGACGACGUCACAUUGAAAACAUUGAAGCUCAAGCUUGGCACCAAUAUUCACUUGGAGCAUGGGAUCAAAGGAUUGAUCAGAAGAGCAGAGAAUUUGUAUUUGGAUGAAGUUGAAGGCAUUUCGAAUGUACUCUAUCAAUUGAAUGGGGAUGGAUUUCCUCAACUGAAGCACCUCCACAUCCAAAAUAAUGCCUUAAUUCAGCACAUCAUUGAUUUUACAGAGAGGUCUCAUAUUCCAACCCCAUUUCCAAACCUGGAAAAACUGGUGAUUCAGAAUCUUGGUAAGAUGGAGAAAAUUUGUCAUGGGCCACUUGCAGUUGGUUUCUUCUCCAAGCUCCGAGCCAUCAAAGUUGAAAAAUGUAAUAAAGUAAAAUAUCUUCUCUCUGUAUCCAUGCUUAAAGGGAUGCCUCAGCUUGCAGAGUUGGAAAUUUCUGAAUGCAAUCUUAUGGAAAAGGUAGUGUUUGAAGAUGAUGAUGCAAGUGCAAUGAAUGACGAAACUGGCGAAACCAUUCAGUUUCCAUUGCUCCAUUCUCUGACUCUACAACAUUUGGAUGCGCUUGAAUGCUUCUAUUCUCAUCAGCCAACAUCUUCCCCAAUAUCCCUUUUCAAUAAUCAAGUUGUAUUUCUUAAUUUGGACACACUCAAGUUGAGCUCGCUCAAUUUGAACAAAAUUUGGAAGGAUAAUCGACACUAUUUUUGCAAAUUAAGAAAUUUGAUUGUUGAGAAUUGUGAUGGUCUAAAGUAUUUGUUCUCAUCUGCCAUGGUGGAGAGUUUUUCCAACCUCAUAAAGCUUGAAAUAAGUGAAUGCCAUCUAAUGGAAGAGAUAAUAGCUGUAGAAGAUAGUGACAACAAUAUUGUCACACUAGAAGAGGUUCGAUUUUUCAAAUUGCAAACAAUUAUCUUGAAGAAUAUGAAGAGCUUGAAGAAAAUAUGGCACAAAGAAUUUUCUAAAGUAAAGACUUUACAAGUAAAAAAUUGUGAGAAAAUUAGAGCAAUUUUUUCUUCUUCAAUGCAAAAGGUAUAUAAUGAUCUUGAGACAUUAAUGGUUACUGACUGUGCUUCGGUAGAAGAGAUAUUUCAACUGAGUUCUGAUGAAAAUUAUAGUACAGAACAAACACAGCUGAAAAAAAUUACUCUAAAAGGAUUGUCGAAGUUAAAACAAAUAUGGAGCAAGGAUCCUGAAAAAGCUCUUAAUUUUUGCAAUCUAGAGGAAAUAAGUGUAGAGAUUUGCAAAGACUUGGAAUUUGUAUUUCCAUGUUCAGUAGCCACAAGUUGCUCACAUCUUAAAGAAUUUACAAUUAAAUGGUGUGAAAACAUGAAGGAAAUUAUUGCAUUCAAGGAAGAACCCAUGUUCUCAUCUAUUUCCUUUGAGUUUAACCAUUUAAAUACUUUGGUGCUUUGGGACUUGCAUAAGCUCAAAGGGUUCUAUGCACGAAAUUACACAUUAUCAUGUCCAUCUUUGAGAAAAUUAGAUAUUACUGGAUGUGUGAAGUUAAAUUUGUACAUAACUCUUUCUACAAGUAGUCAUCAAAAGCUUUCAGAUGAAGAGUAUAUUAUUUCAACACAGCAACAUUUGGUAGCUGAACAGGUAAUGCCUAAUUUAGAGCACUUGAGAAUAGAUGAAAAGGAUGCUGCCAACAUAUUGCAAAUUCAAAAUAUAGGUUCCUUCUUCAACAAAAUAUCAUUUCUUGGUCUAUCCAAUUACAAGACCGAAGGUUCUGCUUUUCCUGAUCAGGUUCUGCAGAAUAUAUGCAGUUUGAAACGGCUAGUUGUUGAGCUGAGUUCCUUUAAGAAGAUAUUUCAAGAUAAAAGGCUUACAAAUGAAAAAAAUUGUGAAAAGCUCCAAAAGUUAAUUCUGAAUCAGUUACCAAAUCUUCAAUAUAUAUGUGAAGAAGGACUGCAAAUUGACCCAGUUCUCGAGCUUGUUGAAUAUUUAUAUGUUAUUGGAUGCUCAAGUUUGAUAAACAUUGUUCCUUCCUCUGUUACCUUCUGCCAUUUGACCUAUCUUGAGGUAGCAAAUUGCAAUAGCAUGAUAAAUUUAGUUUCUCCUCAUACAGCAAGAAGUCUGGCCAGGCUCACCGUAAUGAAGGUAAAACAAUGUGAUUCACUUGAGGAAAUAUUGUCCAAAGAAGGAGAGGAGAUAACAAAUGACAUUGCAUUUUUCUCUUUGGAAAUUUUGGAGUUGGAUACUUUACCAAGACUCGGUAGGUUUUGCUCACAAAAGUGCUUCCUAAGGUUCCCAUUGUUGAGGAAAGUAGUGGUCAGAGAAUGUGCUCGCAUGAAGUACUUUUCUGAAGGAGACAGGGUGAGCACACCAAAGCUUCGAAAAGUGCUAACAGCAGAGAAUAGUAAAGAAUUUUAUUGGAAGGGUGACUUGAAUGGAACCAUAAAAAACAUGUUUGAAGAUAAGGUGUGUUUUCGUAGUUUCGAGAAUUUGAAUCUAGCAAAAUAUCUUGAGCUAAAAGAGUUAUGGUAUGACCGACUUCAGAACAAUAUAUUUAGCAAAUUGAAGAAGCUAUUAGUUCACAAGUGUGACUUUUUAUCCGAUGUGUUAUUUUCUCCAAAUAUAAUUGGUCUGCUUGUGAAUUUGGAAGAGUUAGAUGUAAAAAACUGUAAUUCUCUAGUAGCUGUGUUUCAUAUCUCAACAUUUUCUGAAGAAAUUGAGACGAGGAAAUGUUCUUUCUUGAGAAAGUUGACUCUUUCCAGUCUUCCAAAUUUGAAGCAUAUUUGGAAGGAAGAUCCUAACACAACUCUGAGCUUUCAGAAUCUAUGUGAAGUCUCUGUUGUAGAUUGCCCAUGUUUGAAAAGUCUCUUUCCAUUCUCUGUAGCUACAAAUAUGGCUCAACUUGAAGAUCUUGAAGUAUUAAAUUGUGGGAUUGUGGAAGUAGUUGAUAAUCAAAGAUGGCCAAGAGAGAUGAUUAAAUUUGUGUUUCCUCAUUUAAGGAAACUAUGCCUAAGAAAUAUGCUUAAUCUGAGGACAUUCGUUUCUGGCAUCUAUUUUAUUCAAUGUAAAUCUUUAAAACAUUUAGAUGUGUUCGACUGUCCAAGACUGAAGUUAUUUCAGACUACAUAUCCCAGUUGCCAAGAAAGAGCUAUGAAUGACAAAAUUUCUGUUCCAACACAUCAACCUCUUCUUAAGGUUGAAGAGGUACUUGGGAAUUUGAAAGUUUUGGGAGUAAACAAUAAUAAUGUUGAGGAUAUAAUGCAAAGCAUGUAUUCACAAGACCAAUACGACAAACUUGAACAUCUGAGUGUGUCUUUAUUUGAAAGUGAAGGCACCACAUUUCCAUAUUGGUUUUUGGAAAAUGCGCAGAAUUUGGAAAAACUAAAUGUUGAAUGGAGUUCUUUUGUAGAGAUAUUUCAUGAUCAAAGCAUUGGUAUUGAGGAGGGACAAGUCACAAUUAGCACACGACUAAAGGACCUUACUCUAGCUCAGCUACAUGACCUUCGUCAUAUAUGUAAAGAAGGAUUUCAAAUUGACCCUGUUCUCCAACAUCUUGAACAGUUAGCUGUUGGCCAUUGUUCUAGUUUGGUAAACUUGGUGCCUUCUUCUGUUACCUUUGCUUACUUGAGACAUUUGAAGGUAGCAAACUGCAAUGGAAUGAUCAAUCUGAUAACAUGCUCAACAGCAAAGAGUCUUGUCAACCUCGCAACAAUGAAAAUUGAGUCAUGCAAUUUACUACAGGAUAUAAUGAAUGCAAAUGAAAAUGAGAAAGACAAAGAAAUUGCAUUCUCCAGCUUGGAGAAACUUGAACUUGUGUCUUUACCAAGGUUGCGUAGCUUUUGUUCAUGCAAAUGCUCCCUUCUCUUCCCACUGUUGGAGAAUGUAUUGGUGAAAGAAUGUCCUCGAAUGGAAAUUUUCUCUACAGGAGACACAAGCACACCAGAUCUUCAGCAAGUUCAAAUAGAAGAAAACAAUAAACAAAAUUUUUGGACAGGAGACUUGAAUGGAACAAUAAACAAGUUGUUUGAGGAUAAGGUAUCAUUUUGUAGAUUCAGACAUUUGACCUUGUCUGAUUAUCCAGAGUUGAGAGACUUUUGGUAUGACAAAGAAUACCAUAAUUUAUUUGGCAAUUUAAAAUCUCUAGUGGUGCAAAAAUGUGAGUUUUUGUCAGACGUUCUUUUUACGUCAAACACAAUACAAGUUCUACAUGGAUUAGAAGAACUGGAGGUACGGAAUUGUGAUUCAUUAAUAACACUGUUUGACGUGAAAGAAAUGAAGUCUAAUGGAGCAAUGGUGAAACGUGCUAGCAAAUUGAAAAAACUAACCUUGUCUAGCUUACCAAAAUUAAGGCACAUAUGGAAUGCAGACUCGUACCAAAUUGUGAGUUUUGAAAACUUGUGCACAGUGGAUGUUGUUGAGUGCAAAAGUCUGUUGUAUCUAUUUCCACCCUCAAUAUGCCUUGAUCUCCCAUAUAUUGAAAAGUUGAAUAUAGAGUCUUGUGGAGUUGAAGAAAUUGUUUCAAUGGAGAAAGAGUCAACUGAAAUCAACUUUAGCUUUCCUCACUUGAGUUUCUUGAGAUUUAUUCGACUGGAAAAACUCAAGAGUUUCUAUUUGGGAAGAUUUACUUUAGAGUGCCCUUCAUUAAAGACAUUAAAUGUAUAUCGCUGUGAGACACUACAAAUGUUUACCUUCAACCAUUCAAGUCUUCAACAGCAUCAUCAGAUAGAAGAAAUUAAUGAUUCGCCGCCUAUUCCUCAAGCACUCUUUUCUAUUGAAAAGCUAAGCGGCAACUCAUUGGAAGAAUUGGCACUAAAUGGCAAGGAUGCAAUGAUGAUGAUCAAUGGCCAUAUAAAAGAAGCUAAAUUUUUGAAAGUAGAAUUUCUUCGCAUGCAAUGCCUUUAUGACACACAACUUACUUGUUGGAAUGAUUUGCUUGAAAUAUUUCCCAAUGUAGUGACUCUUCAAGUAAGACAAAGUUCUAUGCAAAUAUUAUUUCCUAUUGAAGAAACUACUCAUUGCAGUCCAAGAAUUGCUCAGCAAGUGAGGGAAUUGUGGCUUUUUGAAAUGGAACAUCUCGAACAUAUUUGGCAUGAAGAAUUUCUAUCUGAUCAACUUGCCCCUCAAAAUCUUGAGGAUUUAACUGUUAUCGCUUGUCCUAAUAUGGCAAGCGUGGUGUCAUCUUCAGUGUCAUUCCAAAGUUUGAAACAGUUGUAUGUUGAAAACUGCAAAGGGAUGACUCAUUUGAUAACAUCCUCCAUUGCUAAAAGUUUAAUGCAACUAGAAAAGUUGACAGUAAUAAAUUGUGAGAUGAUAAAGGAUGUUGUGAAUGUUGAUGAAGAAGAAGCAGAGGAAGAUAUCAUAUUUGAGAACUUGGAAUACUUACAACUCUCUACUCUAAUUAGUUUGAGAAGCUUUUGCUAUGGGAAACAUGCACUCAUAUUCCCAUCUUUGAUAUCGUUCAUUGUCGAAGCAUGUCCUCAAAUGGAGGUUUUCUCACCAGGAUCCAUUAUAGCACCAUUUCUGAGGACAGUUGAAGUGGAAAAUCAAAGAAAGCGGUGGAAAGGUGAUCUUAAUACUACUAUUGAACAAUUAUUCAAAGAAAAUCAGGUUGAGCAGUCUUUGUGUCUUGACUGUAUGAGUGUAUUGUCUGAAAAGCUUCUUGAUAAGGAGAUUGAAGAUGUUAACAGGGAUAUUGAAGCAUAUGCUUCCUGUUUUAAAUUUUUUGUGGGAAAAGCUAGAGAUGUUCUCAGUGAGGCUGACUUUCUUAGGAGAAAUUGAAGGUAGUCAUCAUGUUUACUAUUUCUAUUGUGUUCAUUGGUGGUAAUAAUUGUCAAUAUAAAUCCAAAUAAUAAAGAAUAAUUGCUGCCAGUGUAUGCAUGAUAUAUUGGUUGAUUAUGCUGUAAUACUCUAGCUCAUUACAAUUUGUCAUCAAUUCUAAUUUAUUUUUAGUCCACAUUAUUUAUAAGA